Phoenix dactylifera (date palm) is the source of this 1871-nucleotide messenger RNA. RefSeq names its product Tetratricopeptide repeat (TPR)-like superfamily protein (gene TPR8). Gene Ontology annotation, biological process: post-translational protein targeting to endoplasmic reticulum membrane. NCBI's taxonomy places the organism in Eukaryota, Viridiplantae, Streptophyta, Magnoliopsida, Arecales, Arecaceae. Gene Ontology annotation, cellular component: membrane; TRC complex. The record is from RefSeq and is a predicted model, not a curated record. Gene Ontology annotation, molecular function: molecular adaptor activity; protein binding.
UCCCUCAACAGCCCGAACUGGUUUGAGCUGUGAGCAUGUCUGGCGCUUGACCGGUGCGCUCCCUUGAUUCCUGGCUCUUCUGCCCCCUUCUUGGACCGGCGGCUCCCGUCCCUUCCCUUUGCGAAGACGAAACGAAUCGCGGCGCCAAGCGAGCACGCCUUCUCCCUCUCCUCUUCCCACUCGAUAGGGAAGAAGACGAAGAGCUAAGACGAAGGGGGCGAAGAUGGGGAACCUGAGGUCCGACUCUCCCGCCGCCCGUCGAAUCGUUCUCGCAUUCUUGGAUUUCCUCAAUUCCGUCGAACUGGCUCCUGGAGCUGAUUCUGAAGCACUUGAUGUUGUUAAAGAGUGUUUGCAAGAAGUGUUUAAGCUCAAUUCAUCGACCCCUGCUGAUGGGAUACAGCCUGGUUUAUUAUUGGACCUAUUCGCUUCACAGGGAGCUGGUGAACAGUGUAGUCUGACACCAGAUUGGGACUCUCUUGCAAAAUCCAAUGCCACCUCAUCUUCCCAAAGAGUUGAAGAUUCCAAAACUUUAAAGGCCUCAAAUAGAGAAGAUUGUGCUAGAGAUUCCGAAGACUUAGGAGGCAUGCCAAGAGAUGAACUAUUUGGAAGAUUCUAUGCUGCACUUGACAAAAUCAAUUUUUUUAUGAGCUCACCUGGUGCAGUUGAAGACCCUGAUCAAAUUGCCAAAGCAACACGGUUCUUUAAUGAAGCUGUAGCAGAAAUUGGGAAUUCUCAGGGACAAAUAAUGAACUUGGGCAGCCUUGCUGAAGCCUUUAAGUCAAAAGGUAAUCAAUCCAUGCAGUUGAAGUUAUACUCUGAAGCUAUUGAACUAUAUACCUGUGCCAUAGCACUCUGUGAGAAGAACGCUGUUUACUAUUGUAACAGGGCUGCUGCUUACACUCAGAUUCAUGGAUAUGAUGAAGCAAUUGAAGACUGCUUAAAGUGCAUUGAAAUUGAUCCUAAUUACAGCAAAGCAUAUAGCCGUCUUGGAUCAGCUUAUUUUGCUAAAGGGAAUUACAAUGAUGCUUUAAAUAAGGGUUACUUGAAAGCCCUGCAGUUGGAUCCAGGUAACAACACUGUUCGAGAGAAUAUUCAGGUAACAGUACAGAAAUUGAUGGAACAACGUGCACAGGCAGAUCCAGAUCAGAACACACGAUCAAGUCAUGGCCAGGAAUCUUCUUCACAUUCAGGGUCAACAAACAGCAGCUUUUCAUUCCCGUCAUUUCCAGUUGGUGCCUCUCCAGAUCUUGUGGCUAACAUUUUGAGGAACAUGACAUCAGGUCAUGGCCAACAAUCAACUUCGCAAUCUGCAGGCUCAGCCAACAGCAGUGUCCCAUUCACGUCUUUCCCUGUCAACAUUCCUCCCGAAUUUGCUAACAUAAUAGGGAACAUAGCCGCAGCUACCCAGGGUCACCAGGUUCAUGAGAGAAUGCCCAAUGGAAAUGUAGAGGGCUCAAAUGAACCUGGUAUAAGACUCGAUGCAAAUAUCAACCUGGAUGUCGGAGAUUCACCAGAACAGGUAUCAGAUGUGUUGAGGUCUAUGAUGGAGAUGUUUUCACCGCAGCCCGGGUCACAAGGAGGCGCACCUCGAGGUUCAGAUCGAACUCAAGGAGGUGAGGACUGAGAAAAGGUUUUGCUUUUCAAAAAUCGUUAACUUAUGUACAAAAGCUUGUGCAUACAUUAUAGGGUGUCUGUCUCUUGGGACGUUGGUUAAAUGCUACAAGUUUUGCCUUCACCCCAAAAAAAGAGGAUUUGCCAACUUUUCUGCUCUGCUUUCGAUUGGUGGCAUUGUAAUUCUUGGAUUAUAAACUGGUUAAAAACUAUAAUCCAAAAUGGUAGUGAUAUAUCACCAACCCUGUUCAUAUUUUGAA